Molecule: messenger RNA, 5488 nt
Organism: Zalophus californianus (California sea lion)
Lineage: Eukaryota; Metazoa; Chordata; Mammalia; Carnivora; Otariidae
Gene: TP73
Product: tumor protein p73
Exons: 15
Coding region: 207-2201 (664 amino acids)
Biological process (GO): apoptotic process; regulation of transcription by RNA polymerase II; protein tetramerization
Cellular component (GO): nucleus
Molecular function (GO): RNA polymerase II cis-regulatory region sequence-specific DNA binding; DNA-binding transcription factor activity, RNA polymerase II-specific; protein binding
Source: RefSeq, a predicted model, not a curated record
CCAGGACGCUGCCACCACCGCCUGCCUGCCCAGCCACGGGCUGUGGGCCUCCCAGCUGCCUCCCCUCCACACCGACCUCGACCCUCGGGGCCCAGGCUCCCGCCAAGGCUCACUCACCUGCACGGGGCCCUAGAGCCUGUCCAGACCCACCCCUCUGCUUCGCCUGGCUGCCUCUGUGGAGACCCGGACGGCAGGGCUCGCUCCCUAUGUCGGCGCACCUGCCACCACGGUCCUGCCUACACAGCUGGACUCCUGAGAGUGAGCCGCCCUCCGGGCUGGGUGCCGAGAAGAUGUCCCAGCCCACCACCGUGGACGAGGGGGCCACGUUCGAGCAUCUCUGGAAUUCCCUGGAACCAGACAGCACUUACUUUGACCUGCCCCAGUCCAGCCAGGGAAAUGAUGAGGUGGUGGGCGGCACAGAGGCAGGCAUGGACGUCUUCCACCUGCAGGGCAUGACCACACCUGUCAUGUCCCAGUUCAAUCUGCUGAACAGCACCAUGGACCAGAUGAGCAGCCGCGCGGCCUCGGCCAGCCCCUACACCCCGGAGCACGCCACCAGCGUGCCCACCCACUCGCCCUACGCGCAGCCCAGCUCCACCUUCGACACCAUGUCGCCGGCACCGGCCAUCCCCUCCAACACCGACUACCCUGGCCCCCACCACUUCGACGUCACCUUCCAGCAGUCCAGCACGGCCAAGUCCGCCACCUGGACGUACUCCCCACUGCUGAAGAAGCUUUACUGCCAAAUUGCCAAGACCUGCCCCAUCCAGAUCAAGGUGUCCACCCCGCCGCCCCCGGGCACCAUCGUCCGCGCCAUGCCCGUCUACAAGAAGGCAGAGCACGUGACUGAGGUCGUGAAGCGCUGCCCCAACCAUGAGCUCGGGCGGGACUUCAACGAGGGACAGUCUGCUCCGGCCAGCCACCUCAUCCGCGUGGAGGGCAACAAUCUCUCGCAGUAUGUGGACGACCCCGUCACGGGCAGGCAGAGUGUCAUGGUUCCCUACGAGCCCCCGCAGGUGGGGACAGAAUUCACCACCAUCCUGUACAACUUCAUGUGCAACAGCAGCUGUGUGGGGGGCAUGAACCGGCGGCCCAUCCUCAUCAUCAUCACCCUGGAGACCCGGGAUGGACAGGUGCUGGGCCGCCGGUCCUUUGAGGGCCGCAUCUGCGCCUGUCCUGGCCGAGACCGCAAAGCUGACGAGGACCACCACCGGGAGCAGCAGGCCCUGAGCGAGAGCGCCGCAAAGCACGGGGCGGCCAGCAAGCGCGCCUUCAAACAGAGCCCCGCUGCCGUCCCUGCCCUGGGCACCAACGUGAAGAAGAGGAGGCUCGGAGACGAGGACGUGUACCACAUGCACGUACGGGGCCGGGAGAACUUUGAGAUCCUGAUGAAGGUCAAGGAGAGCCUGGAGCUGAUGGAGCUGGUACCACAGCAGCUGGUCGACACAUACCGGCAGCAGCAGCAGCUCCUGCAGAGGCCGAACCACCUGCAGCCUGCCUCCUACGGGCCGGUCCUCUCGCCCAUGAACAAGGCACACGGGGCCGUCAACAAGCUGCCCUCCGUCAACCAGCUGGUGGGCCAGCCGCCCCCACACAGCUCAGCGGCCGGGCCCAACCUGGGGCCUAUGGGCCCCGGGAUUCUCAACAACCAUGGCCACGCCCUGCCGACCAGCGGCGAGAUGAACGGCAGCCACGGUGCCCAGUCCAUGGUCUCGGGGUCCCACUGCACCCCACCACCCGCCUACCACGCCGACCCCAGCCUGGUCAGUUUCCUGACAGGACUGGGGUGUCCAAACUGCAUCGAGUACUUCACGUCGCAGGGCCUACAGAACAUUUACCACCUGCAGAACCUGACGAUAGAGGACCUCGGUGCCCUGAAGAUCCCAGACCAGUACCGGAUGACCAUCUGGAGGGGCCUGCAGGACCUGAAGCAGAGCCACGACUACGGCGCCCAGCAGCUGAUCCGCUCCAGCAGCAACACCUCUGCUAUCUCCAUCGGCAGCUCGGGGGAGCUCCAGCGGCAGCGGGUCAUGGAGGCCGUGCAUUUCCGUGUGCGCCACACCAUCACCAUCCCCAACCGCGGGGCUCCGGCCGGGGGCUCGGGGCCUGACGAGUGGGCCGACUUCGGCUUCGACCUCCCGGACUGCAAGUCCCGAAAACAGUCCAUCAAAGAGGAGUUCACGGAGAGCGAGAUUCACUGAGGGGCCAGGGUUCGCAGGAGAGUGGGCGCGGAGGGCACGGUGCAGGGUCAGUGGCGACGGCCGGGGCCCGGAGUCCCUGGGAAGCCGUGUUUGGUCUCCUCUUGCUUUUUGUCAAAGACUGCUGAGGGAGGCAGGACCCACAGGCUGUGCCCAGGGAAAAGGCAAGGUCCACCCGCAGCGCCUUGGACGGCAGGAUUGCUGUGUCCGGGGACUGGAGCUGUACCCGGGGGGGUGCCCCCGAGGGCCGGUGCCACCCCCCAUGGGCCUCGUCCUCCUUAGGGCUCUGCUGCUCCCCAGCGAGGUCCUUCGGAAUACAAGGCUCGCCUCUGCUGACAGACUGCCGAAAAGUAUUUCUCUAAGUCUUUUGGUUCCUGGCAAUGAGCGGCCCCGGGAUUGUAUCUAAAACAUGUUUAUCUUGGGGUCGAUGCUUCAGACCCUGUGUCUGCUCAAGGCUGGGUCCCUCUGCUGGACUUGAGGGUCAGUCUGUCCCUCUCACUUCAAACCACUGCAGCUACCUUCCACUUCCUGCCCAAAGAGGAAAGCCAGAACCUCCCUGGAAUUGGAGGGGCCUAGGAAGGAGUGCGUUUGCCGCGUGUGCGGUCCCUCCUGGGAGGCAAGGAAACUUCUGGUCAGGUGCCACCAGCCAACACCCAUGCCAACACCACUGGCCACAGCCGCCUCCGUUCGGUGACCUUCUCGGCACAGACGUGGACAGCGUGCUCGUUAGACUACUGGAAAUUGUCAAUAUUUGAUAAAAUGAUACCCUUUGUACUUGGUGGGUCAGCUUUUAUUUUAUUUUUUGCUUUCAUUCUUGACAUUCCCUUCAGGGUUCAACCCGUCGGCAUUCCUGGCUUCCCAGUAGAGGGCAAGCCAGGCAAGGGUCAGCUUCUCGCUCCCAGAUGCUGGAGGGGGCCGUGGAGGGGCAGGGCAGGUCCGCCCGCUGUUUGGCUGAGAAGUUCUCCACUUGGGACAGCUCCACUCCGUUGGCGACACUGGCAAACUGGGAGCAGGGCAGUGGGUCACCUUUCUCAGGGCUGUGGGGAGAGCCCCUCCCAGGCAGGGGGAGCAUUCGGCAGGAAUGUGCACCCGUUGGGGGCUCAGAGGAAGGCCCGGUGCUGGGAGGGCCCUCCUGUCCUCCUAGGGAUGGCAGGGGGCAGGGGGCAGACCUUCAUGAGGCACCCCGAGGCAUCAGCGGGCUGGGGGCAGGCGUGGGGCCAUUUUCAUUUGCAAGGAACCUCAUGAGCCCUUGUGGCCAGCACACUGACAGACUGAGCGCACUGUCCAGGGCAGGACACAGGGCCCCAGAGAAAUGUGGGCAAUGGGUAACGAGGCAAACCACCUUGUUCCAGGCAGGCGGGAUGAAGGGAGGCCGGCCUAAUAUGUCAGCAGAGACUUGCCCUGCGUGCGGGCAUGUGGCACCUCCCAAGCACAGCCUGCUCCCUCGCCGCGCCUGCAGAAUGUGUGGGUCCUCUACCGAUGUCCCCACUGAGGCAGGUAAGCCUCCAGGCCACGGGGAAGGUGUAGACACAGCCCUCAGCACCCUUCAGGUUUGUUCUUGUUGCCCUGAGCACCCCCGGAGAAGCCUUCCUCUCUGGAGAAGGCAGGACGGACUCUUCAGGCCACGUGUUCAGAGGUGUCUGUUCAGAACUCCAGCUCCGUCCCUUUCCACGCUGGACGAAGAGUGGGUGCUAAGUACCGGCUUCCUUCUUCCAUGUCAGCCCUGGGAAGAGGGAGCGGUGCUCCUUGCUGCAUGGUGGUUCAGAGACUGGCCAGCAGGGGAAGGAAGCCCCAGCUGGCCUCAGGGCCAUCUCCAGACCAGGACUUCACCUUGGAGAGUCAUGCCAUUCUCAUCCUCAGUCUACACUGACGUGAAAGCAUCAUUUGUGCUGUGAGCGCCGCGUCUGGGAUGACGCGGCCAUCCCUCCCCCUCCACCGCGCACCCAGGAGCUCUGAGCCCCAGCCAGGGCUAACCGGGGCAACAGAACCAGCUCGUUCCAAUGGGCAGCAGGCUCUGCUCACUAGCCCAGAGGGGCUCCGUGUGCACGGGGAUCUGCAGUUUCCCCAAGGUAUGCGCUGCGCAGAGGCCCACAGUCACAGGCCGCAGACUCAGGGCCACUGGGGGCCAUGUGCAGCUGCCCAUGCCCCCCCCGUUUUCUGUCACACACACCCCCACACACACCGCAAGGCCAGGGAAAGAUGUACCCUGCUCAUGCCGGUUUACCAAUGAGCAAAUAGGCGAAGUCCUGCUUCUUGGGCUUCAAGGCUGGGCUAGACUCUGGCACUUGCUCUUGCAGCCACACGCUGGGGCACCCCAGUGGUGCCCCCUUGUUCCACCUCAGGCACUGGGACCCAUCCCCCAACUCCCACGGACCCGGCCGGAUGCGGGCAAGCCCAGGCCCCCGUUUGUCUCCGAGGCACGCUCCUGUGGGCCCGAGUCCAGCAGGAAAUGCCACAGAGGCCCCCCCAGGUGCCCUGGAAAGGGCUGGUGCAGGGCAGGCAGAGCCCCGAACAUCGAGGGGGGAGGGAGGAGGUUGUCCUCCCAUGGGGGCCCCAGGCUGCACGCGCUGUCCUGGAGCCUUUCUCCCACUGUGCUGGAGGGUGAGGGCCUUUGGGGAGAACAAGCCACAAGAAUCAAUUGUGUAGAAACUUGGCCCUGCUUAGGAGAACGUGCAAACUGACGGGAGCAACACUCCAUAGGUUUGAAACUCUGGUUCUACAGAACUCAAGAAUCAAGAACGAAUAAACCCCGAAGGUAUGGGUUUUCCAGCGGUGAAGAGGCAGGAGGGAAUGCUCUGGAUGGGAAGCAGCCCAGAGAGUGAGGUGGACCGUGCGUCCACACCGACACCAGCAGGCCUGAGCUCAGGCCAGAAAGCGCGCUGCUGGGGGGUUGGGGGGGGGGCCUGUCCUGCCCCACGCCCUUCACUGCCCCCACAGGCUUGGCUGUGUGCAGAGCUUCGUUAGCAGGGCUGGGCUGCUGGGGAGCGGUCAUUUCCAUGGCCCAGGCCCUCAGCAUGCACGGAUCAGGGACAGGUCAGCAUCUCCAAUGCAGACAGCCAGUUCUCUGUUUCCAUAGGGUAAAGCACUUUAACGCUUUAAGGUUAAAAAAUAUAUAUAUAUCACCCACAUUUUUAAUGUAAUUGAUGCGUCUUCAAGCAGUAUUAAUGGAUCUAUUCCAAUGAUAUUAACUUUUUUUGGUAAUGUAAUCUUGGGAAAAUGUGUUAUUUUUUUAGCUGUGUUUUGGUGGGAAAUUUUGUUUUUUGUAACAUAAUAAAGCGCACGUUCCGAAG